AUGCAGAGGUUCUGGCAGAGGCAGUCGGAUGGGGGUCCUAGUGCACUCUUAGCGAGAUUUGGCAAUAAUAAGAUUGGCCCCGGCACGGCAGCCCAGAUCUCGCCGUCGACGGUCGUCGAGCAAAUAAUGCAGUUGAUGGAGAGAGUUGACGGUGAUUAUUACGCAGCAAAUGCAAUGAUGGUGUUUGGAGAGUAG
Messenger RNA from Glarea lozoyensis ATCC 20868, 195 nucleotides. RefSeq lists its product as uncharacterized. The coding region runs from base 1 to 195 and encodes 64 amino acids. The record is from RefSeq and is a predicted model, not a curated record. NCBI's taxonomy places the organism in Eukaryota, Fungi, Ascomycota, Leotiomycetes, Helotiales, Helotiaceae. The transcript has a single exon.